Molecule: messenger RNA, 1644 nt
Organism: Patella vulgata (common limpet)
Lineage: Eukaryota; Metazoa; Mollusca; Gastropoda; Patellidae
Product: glycerol-3-phosphate dehydrogenase [NAD(+)], cytoplasmic
Exons: 11
Coding region: 134-1201 (355 amino acids)
Biological process (GO): glycerol-3-phosphate catabolic process; carbohydrate metabolic process
Cellular component (GO): glycerol-3-phosphate dehydrogenase (FAD) complex; cytosol
Molecular function (GO): NAD binding; glycerol-3-phosphate dehydrogenase [NAD(P)+] activity; protein homodimerization activity
Source: RefSeq, a predicted model, not a curated record
GAUUACGGUCAAAGGUCACUACACACACACAUUGAGUUGAGUUCAGUUAAACAGUUUACAGAGCUGACACAGUGAAAAUUGGGUUAAAUACGUUGACAGUUUACUACUACAGCAGUGAAUUAAAACUAGCAAAAUGUCAGCAGCUAAAAGAGUAUGCAUUGUCGGCUCCGGCAAUUGGGGAUCGGCCAUUGCUAAGAUUAUUGGUAAUAAUGUGUUGACGAUGCCAGAAAAGUUUGUGAAGGAAGUUAGGAUGUGGGUAUUUGAAGAAAUGAUCAAUGAGCGUAAAUUAACGGAUAUUAUCAACAAUGAUCACGAAAAUGUCAAAUAUUUACCGGGUAUCAAAUUACCUGAAAAUGUGGUGGCAGUACCAGAUGUUGCAGAUGCAGGACAAGAUGCCGAUAUUUUUAUUUUUGUCCUACCUCAUCAGUUUGUACGGAAAGUAGGAAAAGCUUUAGAAGGAAAAGUUAAAAAAGAUGCUGUAGCAGUUACAUUAAUUAAAGGGUUUGAUGUAAAAGAAGGUGGAGGUAUAUUGUUAAUAUCAGAUGUUAUUCGAGAGAUACUCAAUAUACCCUGUGCUGUGUUAAUGGGAGCUAAUAUUGCUAAUGAAGUCGCCAAAGAGAAUUAUUGUGAAGCCACAGUAGGUUGUAAAGAUAAGAAUAUGGGUCCAUUAUUAAAAGAUAUGUUUCAAGCUGAUUAUUUUAGAAUUGUUGUAGUUGAAGAUGAAACAACAGUUGAAGUCUGUGGAGCUUUAAAAAAUAUUGUAGCCGUUGGAGCAGGUUUUGCUGAUGGUUUAGGUUAUGGUGAUAAUACAAAGGCUGCUGUAAUCAGAUUAGGUUUAAUGGAGAUGAUUAAAUUCUGUGAAGUUUUUUAUCCAGGUUCAAAUGAAUCAACAUUUUUAGAGAGUUGUGGUGUGGCCGAUUUAGUUACAACUUGUUAUGGAGGUAGAAAUCGUAGAGUAGCUGAAGCUUUCGCUAAAACAGGCAAGAGUAUAGAAGAACUAGAAAAGGAAAUGUUAAAUGGUCAAAAGUUACAGGGACCACCAACAGCAUUUGAAGUUAAUUAUAUGUUGAAUAUUAAAAAAAUGGAAGACAGAUUUCCACUAUUCACAGCAAUACAUAGAAUCUGUAAAAAUGAACUACCUGUAUCUCAAUUUAUGGACUGUUUAAAGAAUCACCCAGAACAUAUGUCAUCAAAACUUUAACAUCUUUUUACACUGGAGCUUAUUUGUGUACAAUCCAUUUGUCAGGUAGAGUUUGUUAACUCUACUCAAGACUUCUGUUCAGCUGUGGGAAAUUUAUCAUGUCAAGAUUUUUGUGCAGUUGCAGCUUUUGAACAAAUGUAGAAGAAAUAUUUUUGAGUUUUAAACUUUCAAUUUUGAGGGAUUUUUGUUUUCAUAAGAUUACAUUUAAAGGAUACUAAAUUUUGAAGGAUACUAAAUUACAAUAUAUAACAAUUCAAAAUUUUACAAGAUUAACUGUUUGACUAUAAAUUCCCCUUGAUUUACUGCACAAACAAACAUCAUACUAAUAAUGAUGUGUACCAUUUUAUAAUUUUAUUCUAUAUUACUCUUUUAUGUUUUAUAAUUGAUCAGUAUUUGGUUGUUGACUAGUUUAUAAAAUAAAAAGCUUUAAUUUACUAGUCCAA